CGGAGGGGGACGUAGACGGUGCCGCCUCCACGUGCUUCCCGGACACUAUUUUUUUUUUUUAACGUGCUUUAAAAAAAUGAGCGUUUUGAAGGCGUGUAGGAUAAAUCGAUUUAUGUCCUAACAGGGAUUUUUUUUCUUUACAGAAGCGUUUUGGGAUUAUUCCCAGAAGUGAAAGGUUGCUCUGCAAACAGUUUUCCUGAAGUAUGGACAAGAGCCAUCUGCAAAGCUCUAAUGAGAUCAUAAUGACGAGCUCCACCGGCUCUUAUCAGCAGGAGCCUCUGACUCCACCCCGGCCCGCCCAUCUGCACUCUUCUUCCUCCUCCUCCUUAUCCUCGCCCUCUCCCUCCUCUUCCUCCUCGCCGCUCAAGCCCAACCAGGUGGGCCAGGUCAUCCUGUACGGCGUCCCCAUCGUGUCGCUGGUCAUCGACAACAACGAGCGGCUGUGCUUGGCACAGAUCUCCAACACGCUCCUCAAGAACUACAGCUAUAAUGAGAUUCAUAAUCGCCGCGUGGCUCUGGGCAUCACCUGUGUGCAGUGCACUCCCGUCCAGCUGGAGAUCCUCCGCCGGGCUGGCGCCAUGCCCAUCUCGUCACGCCGCUGCGGCAUGAUCACCAAGCGUGAAGCCGAGCGGCUCUGCAAGUCCUUCCUGGGAGAGAACGCGCCGCCCAAGCUGCCCGACAACUUUGCCUUCGACGUGUCGCAUGAGUGCGCCUGGGGCUGCCGCGGCAACUUCAUUCCGGCUCGCUACAACAGCUCCAGGGCCAAAUGCAUCAAAUGCUCCUUCUGCAACAUGUACUUCUCCCCAAACAAGUUUAUUUUCCACUCCCACCGUACUCCAGAUGCCAAGUACACCCAGCCCGACGCUGCCAACUUCAACUCGUGGCGACGACACCUCAAACUCAGCGACAAGCACCCAGCCGAUGAGCUAGUCUACGCAUGGGAAGACGUCAAAGCCAUGUUCAAUGGAGGCAGCAGAAAGAGAGCGCUGCCCUCCAGUCAGUGCGCCUCCAUCGGGCCGAUGAAGAGUCUCCCCGGUACCGUGGUGCCUCACAUGAUGGGGCCCGACCUCGGCGCUCAGAAAAGAGCCCGAUUUGAAGACGAGGACGAUCUGGACGGCGGCAGUCUGUCACCCCGUAAGACGCCCCGCAGCUUCCCCGUCAUCCCCGUUCCAAGCAAAGGCUUCGGCAUGCUGCAGAAGUUCCCUCCGACCUCGCUCUUCCCCUCCCCUUAUCCCUUCCCUGCGUUCGGCCUCUGCCAGCAGAAAAAAGAGGACAGCGAGGUUUCGGCCGGGCAGAAAGGAGCAGGCCUGUCGGGCCUUUUAUGGCCGGGCCGCAAAGACACUUUCUAUCCUCCUUUCUGCAUGUUUUGGCCACCGAGAGCAGCGGGAGGGAUCCCCGUGCCCACCUACCUGCAGCCCCAGCCCAGCACCCUGUCCUCCCUAGCAGACAACCCGUCUCUGAGGCAGGCCUUCCUGGAUCUGUCAGACCCCAGUGACUCUGGACCGGUGAGCGGCAGUGGGAACGGCGUCAGCAGCAGCAUGGGCCCUGGAAGCGGAGCCGCCACGCCCAGAUCCGGGCUGUUCGACCCGGAGUGCGCGGCGGUGACCCCUGACCUCCGCCCCGUGACGUCAGAGGGCUGGCUCAAGCUGCUGGACACCCCGACGCUCCAGGCGAGGAAGCCGAGUUACGGCUCCGCCUUCCGCCCCGUCAUCAAGGAUGCGGAGAGCAUCGCCAAGCUCCACGGCAACGGCGGAGGAGUCGCCGGGGCGACAGACGAGGACUUCGGGGUGACGGUUGCCGGGUCGGACCGACACCAGCGGCUGUCUCCGAGCAGCAGCUGCAGUUACGGGAGCGAGAGCGGCGGCGACGGAGAAGCAGAGGGAGGAGAGAGCGAGGAGGAAGGGGAAGUGGACGUGGAGUCGUCGAAGCAGGAGGACGAGGAGGAGGAGGGGAACUUCACGGGCCGGCCGCCACAGACUCAAACCAGCCUGUACCUCUCGGCGCUGAGCGACGGCGCCGGAGAGGAGAGGGGGAAGGACAGGGGGAGUGCUGCCAUGUAUCCCAGUGCCUCCCCCCGAUCCAGCACAGAUCCCAUCCGCCAGGAGUCCCCCAGCCUGCCCGCCUCCCCUCCCGCCAGCCUGCCUCUCUCCAGCUCCACCCCGCCUCACCGGGAGGACACAGCUUACAAAAACGUUCACAAAAACAGGGACGAGGGACUACCUGCAUACGCAACCAAAGACAGUUCCAGCAUUUCUGAGGAAAACAAAGAGCAGCACAAUAGUUUCUUUGUACCGGAGAGCGAGACGUCAGCGCCGGACUACUGGAGGGACAGUUCAGGGGAUCAAAGUCAAGGUGCUGCCUCGCCUGUGCCACUGAAAAAAGACGUGGAGAAUAUGGAGAAAGAGGAGCUCCAGAAGGUUUUACUUGAGCAGAUUGACUUCAGGAGACGACUGGAGCAGGAGUUUCACGCUCUGAAGGGCACCUCACCGUUCCCUGUCUUUCACAAUUUUCAAGAUCAGAUGAAACGAGAGCUCGCCUACAGAGAGGAGAUGGUCCAGCAGUUACAGAUGAUUCCCUACGCGAACAUCAUCAGAAAGGAGAAGAUCAGCUCUCAUCUCAACAAGUAGCUGAAUGGUUAACUCAACCAAAAUCAAGAAGUUGAAGAUUGCUUUGAUUUUGGUGAACACCCCCCCCCCCCCCUUUUUUUUUUUUUUUUUUUU
This is a messenger RNA of Salarias fasciatus (jewelled blenny), 2720 nucleotides long. RefSeq names its product SKI family transcriptional corepressor 2 (gene skor2). Gene Ontology annotation, cellular component: cytoplasm; transcription regulator complex; nucleus. The transcript has 9 exons. The coding region runs from base 204 to 2627 and encodes 807 amino acids. NCBI's taxonomy places the organism in Eukaryota, Metazoa, Chordata, Actinopteri, Blenniiformes, Blenniidae. Gene Ontology annotation, biological process: negative regulation of BMP signaling pathway; negative regulation of transcription by RNA polymerase II. Gene Ontology annotation, molecular function: DNA-binding transcription factor activity, RNA polymerase II-specific; SMAD binding; RNA polymerase II cis-regulatory region sequence-specific DNA binding. The record is from RefSeq and is a predicted model, not a curated record.